Molecule: messenger RNA, 477 nt
Organism: Biomphalaria glabrata
Lineage: Eukaryota; Metazoa; Mollusca; Gastropoda; Planorbidae
Product: 60S ribosomal protein L31-like
Exons: 5
Coding region: 88-459 (123 amino acids)
Biological process (GO): cytoplasmic translation
Cellular component (GO): ribosome; cytosolic large ribosomal subunit
Molecular function (GO): structural constituent of ribosome
Source: RefSeq, a predicted model, not a curated record
AUAACUUCCCCUUGAUAUUAAUUUUACCGGAAGUAUAGAAAAGUCACUUCCUUUCCGACAUUUGUUGUCGUUGUUCUGAGCCUAAGAAUGGCACCCCCAAGAAAGCAAAGAGAAAAAAAGAAGGCCGUUACUAAUGAGGUCAUUACAAAAGAAUGUACUAUUCAUAUUCACAAGAGACUGCACGGAAUAGGAUUUAAAAAGAGGGCUCCUCGUGCCAUUAAAGAAAUCAGAAAGUUUGCUGAAAAAAUGAUGGGCACUCCUGAUGUUAGAAUCGACAUUCGCUUGAACAAGCACAUCUGGUCCCAAGGAAUAAGGCAUGUUCCACAUAGACUUCGAGUCAGACUUGCCCGUAAGAGGAACGAAGAUGAAGACUCUACUCACAGAUUGUACACCUUGGUGACACAUGUCCCAUGCGGUGAUUUCAAAGGAAAACAAACACUGAAUGUUGAUAAUGAAUAAAAUUCUUGUGGUUCUUUA